Molecule: messenger RNA, 3317 nt
Organism: Dendrobium catenatum
Lineage: Eukaryota; Viridiplantae; Streptophyta; Magnoliopsida; Asparagales; Orchidaceae
Product: GBF-interacting protein 1-like
Exons: 10
Coding region: 175-2748 (857 amino acids)
Source: RefSeq, a predicted model, not a curated record
GAAGUGUCUCCUUUCUGCCUGUAAUUCUUCGGACAGCCCUACCCUACGCUCCUGCACUGAUCUCCGUCGGCUUCCCUCUCUGCGCGAAGAUGAGCGCCGUUUCUAGGGUUUCAAUCCCCAGCAGCGUGCGGAAGACGAUCCAAAACAUUAAGGAGAUCGCAGGCAACCACAGUGAUGAAGAAAUAUACUCAAUGCUCAAGGAGUGCUCCAUGGAUCCCAAUGAAACCGCUCAGAAGCUACUCUUUCAAGGUCGCAGCAACCUCUUCUCUCGAGGAUACCUUUCAUGAGGUCAGGAGAAAGUGUGAUAAGCGAAAAGAGAGCAAUAAAGAGGUUGCUGAUACUAACGGGAGGCCAGGACAACAAGGGCGGGUGGGCAGGACUGUUCGAGGAAGCUACAGUUCACGUUAUACUUUUCAUGCAGAUUCUGGUGCUGGAAGGAACUUGAAUGCUGUAAAGGGGAAUGGAAUCGCCCAAUUCAGGGACAAAGAUAUUACAUCUUUGCACCAUCCAGUGAACACAAAUUAUAAGGCUGUGAGUCCAGAAAGAAGGUCAACUGCAUAUAAGUCAAGAUCGAUGGUUGAUCUGCCCAAUGGACUAAGCAAAGCUGAGCGUUUAUCAGCUGAUGAUACAAGUUGCAGUGACGGCCAUUCAGUUGAACGAACAGCUGUUGAAAGCAAGACGAGCAGAAUUUCUUUUCAGAAAAAGAUCUCGGCACCAAGCACCAAUCAGGUUUUAUCAUCUAUUACCAUAACAUCUUCUGCAGGAGUUAAUACCUCAGAAUUAGAACCCGUUCUAGCUCCAUCUCCCGAUGCGAGCAUCCCAGCAUCAGUGGGUGCUGUCAAACAGGAAGCAAAUGCUGACUCAGUUAUUUCUCAGAAUGGUGGUGGUUCUGUGUUGUCAUUUGUAAAUGAAAGAGGUUCUUUAGAAAAAAAACAUUCUUUUGUCAAUGGCAGAGUUUCUGGGAACUCGCUGGAAGUCGAGGGAACGCAAGUUCUUGAUGCAUUUCAGUCCGCACCUUCAAAUGCUACUGUGGGUGCCUCUAGUAGUAGGCCAUCUAGUAACUAUGGCAACCGCUCGCAACAUGCAAGUACAUCUUUGAAGGCUGGUCCUAUGAUGGAAUGGAAACCUAAAUCCACAAAUGUAAACCCAUCACCAAGCUCUCAAGUCCGUAGCAUCUCUGGUGUGGACCUCAGCAAAGGGAAAGAAAGCGAGGAGGCUGUUUCUUGCUUUUUGCAUGCAGCAGAUUCGAUGCCUUCUGAUAUAUCUAAAGAAGUACUGAAUUUGGAGGACCUGUGUUUGUCAGACGCCCAACAUGUUAUCAUUCCAGAUCAUUUACAAGUCCCAGAAUCUGAAAGAACCGGCUUGAGCUUUGGAAGUUUUGGUUCGAACUUUGGAUUGGAUAUGGGAUUAAAAAUUGAACCUGAAAAAAUUAAAUGCCCUGAAGAACCAUCUGAGUUAUCUGGAGAGGUUGAUGAAAAUGUUGAACAGCUUCCAUCAUGUUCUAGAGAUGAAUCUCCAGUUGCUGAAGGAAACACUUAUUCAGAUGACCGACAACUAGAAAGGCCUGAAAAUCAUGAAUCAAGCGCUGUCGACAUUCUUUCAAUUAUAUCUCCGGUUGCAGAUUUUGAUCAAUCAAAAGCAGAGGUGCCUAUGGUGACAGAACCAUCUCAACGCUCCAUUAUUCAUGCUGCACCAGUAUACUCAAACUUUGGGUCAGCGCCACAAAAGAUUGGCAGCCCUUUUUCGACAUUUGAUGCUGCAGACAUACAUGCACGGGACACUGCCCGCCUUCCAGGCUUUGUUGUCCCACAACCUUUUGAUCCUUCUACGAACUAUUAUGCUUCAAUCUAUCGGCCCACUGCUGCUAGUGAUGGUCGUUUCUCUCCUUUUCUAUUAGCGGGUGCUGUUCCUAAAUACAACGGAAACAUUGCAAUCUUACCUUCCCAGACUAGCCAAGCUCCACAAGAGAGUGGUAAUUCUAUGGUUUUAUCUUCAACUGGACCAACUCCUAUUGUGGCUCAAACCCCUGGAGUAUUGCAGACUUCUGUUGCUGCUGGCCAGCAGCCAGUUCCUGUCUUUCGGCAGCCUGCUGGUGUACAUAUAUCCCAUUAUCAGCCUAACUACAAUCUAUAUAAUCAAUACUUUUCUCCAUUUUACGCUCCUCCUACAACCAUUCACCAUUUUUUAGGAAAUGCUGCCAUAUUCCCCCAACAGCUUCCAAUUGGAAGCCAAUAUCCACCUCCGACCGCUACGGCUGGCACCGCACCUGUCAAAUAUACCGUUUCUCAGUACAAGACUGCAACAAACUCUGGUUCUACUGGUCAAGGGACAUAUGGUAUGAAUCCUGCAGGUUACAGUUCGGUUGUUAGUGGCGGAAAUUCAACUACUAGUGAAGAUCUAUCUUCUUCUCAGUUCAAGGAAAACUAUGUGUUCAUUGCUGGACAACAGACUGAAGGUUCAACUGUCUGGAUUUCUCCUCCUGGCAGAGACAUUUCUACUUUACAGCCUGGUUCUUUCUAUAACGUCCCUUCCCAUGGCCAGCCUGUUGCUUUUGCUCCCACCCAAGCAGGGCAUGCAGCAGCAUUCACUGGUCUCUAUCACCCAUCACAAUCUCUUGCCGCGGGUUCCGUACAUCCCUUAUUACAUCAGUCUCAGGCCAUUAAUGGAGCUUCAGAAAUUGCCGGUCCUCCUGGUGUCUAUCAUCAGCCUCAACGCUCAUCACAGAUUAAUUGGGUUAACAAUUUUUGAGAGAUGCUUAAAUCAUUUCAAUUGGUAGCCAACUGCUCAGAGAAGAUCAGUCGGAUUAUAAAUCAUGGAAGCUAGCUACCCUUGAACCAAUCGUUGGGAGCAGAUGCGGCGAAGAAGAAUGUAUAUACAGAGAUAUCAAAGGAUUGGCAGACCAGUUUAGACUCGUCGAAAGGUUAAUAAGUUUCACCUUGGACCAAUGACUUGAUAAUUUAUAUUACUUUAUUUUGAUGUCAUGCGCAGAUCCUCUGCAAUUGGUUGCUGCUGCCUUCUCUGAUUGACUCGCUUGCUUUUUAGGUGAUGAGAAAUUCUAUUGUUCUUACCUGCGUUUUUUCUCUUCACCAAAGCUUUCUACCCCUUGAACCUUUGUUCUGAGGUUGUAAAGACUAUCUGUAAUGAUUUUCAGUGGAUUUUCCAUUCUUUUCAGUGCCUGUAAAGUAAAUUUUGAUGUUAGAAUAUGUUGUAUUCGGCAUAAUAGAAGCAGCAGCAUAAGCACAUUUCACCAUUACUCGUUUGUUUCUGUUCUUUAUAAUUGUAAUUUUGUUAUUAAAGCCUAGUCAUUUUUGCCUUUA